Messenger RNA from Scutellospora calospora, 992 nucleotides. NCBI's taxonomy places the organism in Eukaryota, Fungi, Glomeromycota, Glomeromycetes, Diversisporales, Gigasporaceae. The record is from the annotation of a GenBank genome assembly.
UUUCUCAUUAUCGAAGUGAUGAUUAUGAUCUAAAAUAUGUAGAUUAUAAAUAUCGAGAAGCUACAGAUAAAAUAACACAUGUUUUGAAUUUACUUAGUAAAGAGACUACAUCUAAAAUACCUCAGAAAGAAAUAAUUUUGAAUCAAACAUCAGUUUCCAAUGUUGGGAAAGAAGGUUAUAAAGAAUUUGUUACAAUAUUGAAAGAACAUAUAGUAAAAGGUGAUAUUAUUCAAGCAGUACCGUCUCAAAGAUUUGAGCGUCCUACCACUCUACACCCUUUCAAUGCUUAUCGACAUUUACGGACAGUAAAUCCAUCACCAUAUUUAUUUUAUAUUGAUCUAAAUGAUUGUCAAAUUGUUGGCGCAUCUCCUGAACUCCUUGUCAAAGUUGAAAAUGAUAUCGUAUACACACAUCCAAUUGCCGGUACCCGUAAACGUGGAAAAACUAAAGAAGGUGAUGACAUGCUUGCCGACGAACUACUUAAUGACCCCAAAGAAAAAUCAGAGCAUAUUAUGCUUGUUGAUCUCGGACGAAAUGAUGUCAAUCGUGUUUGCCAACCUCGAACUGUUAAAGUUGAUUCAUUAAUGCAUAUUGAACGUUACAGUCAUGUUAUGCACAUUGUGAGUCAAGUUUCUGGUAAACUUCGCCCGGAUAAAACAAGAUUUGAUGCAUUUAGGUCAAUCUUUCCAGCAGGUACUGUUUCUGGAGCAUCUAAGGUUAAAGCCAUGGAGAUUAUUGCAGAACCUGAGAGAGAGAAACGGGGAGUAUAUGCAGGCGCUGUAGGUCAUUUCGAUUUUUCCAAUUCUAUAGAUACUUGCAUUGCAAUUCGUACCAUGGUUUUCAAAGAUGGGUUUGUAUACCUUCAAGCAGGGGGUGGAAUUGUCUAUGAUAGUAACGAAGAUGCAGAAUAUCAAGAAACCAUUGACAAGCUUCAGUCGAGCGUUACUUGUAUUGAUAAAGCAGAGGAAUAUUAUGCUAACUUACAAAUUUAA